This is a messenger RNA of Pristis pectinata (smalltooth sawfish), 1262 nucleotides long. RefSeq lists its product as uncharacterized. The record is from RefSeq and is a predicted model, not a curated record. NCBI's taxonomy places the organism in Eukaryota, Metazoa, Chordata, Chondrichthyes, Rhinopristiformes, Pristidae. The transcript has 3 exons. Bases 34 to 1176 code for a protein of 380 amino acids. Gene Ontology annotation, biological process: inhibitory postsynaptic potential. Gene Ontology annotation, cellular component: postsynaptic density.
GCAGUUCUCAAUGGGAGAGUGGCAGAGGCGGCCAUGGAGAGGCCACCAGCCUACGCGGAGCCCUGUCCGGCCCUGCCUCACUCCCAGGACAGAGAGAGAGUCUCCGAGAAAGCCCAGGACUCCAACCCCAAUGGCUCGGCUGAGUGCCGCCGUGUCAAAGACGGAACCACUUGCAAGGCCGUGACUGGCACCCCUUCCAAGGGGGAGUUCAAAGCACUUACAGCCGGGCAGCACUGUGCAACAAAGGGUGUGAGAAACCUUUCUGUCCAACCCUGCUCAUCAGUCUCCAAGGGAAGUCUGCCAUUAUCCAAAGGAAAUGACGUGGAUCGGUGCCCACCCAAACAGAGCAGGUGCAACAAACUCAAAGAACCAGGACCCGAUUUGGACAGUAACCAUUUGGAAUAUCGAAAGACGGAGUCCAAUCCGAUUAACCCAAGUCACUCUCUCCUGAAGGACCAGGUUUGCUCCUUUCCCAGGUCUUGCUUGAAAACUCCGCUCAAUCCUAAGCAGUCCAGCAUCUCCCAUCGAACUGACCAAUUGCAGCCCUGCACUUCAGCAGCGGACACACUCGAAACGACCCAGGUUAAAAGCGAGCCAUUGCAGCCACUCUCAAGGUCUCCUGUCCAGUCAGGAGAACGUGCCAACCGGGACAGCCAAUCAGGGCUCUCACUGCACCCUGAAAACCGACUGGAACUGGUGCCCAGUGGCAGAAACCCUCAGGCCAAUGUGACGGAGAUGGCCAGUGUGGCAGGGAACCAGGGGCCAAAGUCAGGACGGACCACUCAGUAUGAAAUCACUUCCCUCCAGUCCAGAUUGCAGAACAUGGAGGAUGUCCUACAGACCAGCCAGCAGACCAUUAAGGUUCUACUGGAUGUCAUUCAAGAUCUGGAGAAGAAGGAAGCUGUCAGAGAUGGGAGACAAUCUUACCACACUGGACAGGACAUUGCGAACUGUGGGACGUGUCGGGACUGUGCCUGCAUCAUCUACAGUGUGGAACAUGAUUUCAGACAACAAGAAGGCAGAUUUCAUAGAGUCCUGAGCUCCCUGGAAACGGAGGCAGGUCAAAGCUCAGAGCAACCUGCCACACCCAGUAAGCAGGACGAGUCACCAACGCCACGGCAGCCUACUAGGACAGAACCAAAAAAAUCUAAAAGGAAAUGCUUUUGGUUCUUAUGAACUCCGGAACUUAUCACGUACAGACUGGAUAAGCCAAUGCAGAAGUCAACUUCCUGUUUCCCAUCUGACUACUUCCUGCUUUGGGG